AUGUGGAGAAGAAAAGAGACAGAACCCACAGAUUUCACCCUGUCAGGCUUCUUCCCAGAAUUUAAACACCUCACAACCAUGAUGUUAACCAUUUUGAUCUACACGGCCGCCUUCACUGGCAACACCCUGCUAGUCCUGCUCAUUUGGUUGGAUUCACGACUUCACACCCCCAUGUACUUUCUGCUUAGUCAACUGUCCUUAAUGGAUUUGACUUUGAUCUUUGUUAUCCCCAAGAUGGUGGCCAACUUCUCUGGAUGGCAGAGCAUCUCAUUCUUGGCUUGUGGGACUCAAAUAUUCUUCUCCCUGACUGUUGCCAUUGCAGAAUGCAUCCUUAUAACUGUCAUGUGCUUUGAUCGCUAUGUGGCCAUCUGUAAUCCCCUCCGGUACCCUGUCAUCAUCAGUCCUAGGGUUUGCUUGCAGAUGAUUGUUAUGUCUUGGGCUGGAGGGGCACUUACUUCCAUGAGCCAUACUGCUUUCAUGCUGCAUUUUCAUAUUUGCAGCCCCAGGGUGAUCGCUCACUUUUUCUGUGAAGUCAUGGCUGUCCUUAGGAUUGUGUGUGAGGACAUCUCAGGCUACAAGAAGGGAGUGGUGGUGACAGGCAUACUCAUUUUGCUGCUGCCUUUAUCUCUCAUCUUGUCCUCCUAUGUUCUCAUCUUCCUUGUACUCGGGAUGAACUCCUGAGAAGGCAGAAAUAAGGCUCUGGCCACUUGCUUCUCUCACCUCUGGGUGGUGGGUCUCUAUUUUGGUCCAGGUAUAUGUAUCUUCACGAAAACUGGCUCUGCCAAGACUCCAAAGUUGAAUCAGGGUCUUUUUCUGUUUGAACUUAUUCUCUCCCCUCUCCUGAACACUCUUGCCUAUAGUCUCAGAAACAAGGAAGUUGAGUUUGUUUUUGUGACAGGUGAUAUUAUCUUCUCUGGUGUCAACCAUCUGCAAGGUGCAAUGACCCAGGUGCACCUGGUAGCUCGCCUGGCCAGCUCUCAGGGGAGUGUGCCAUGGAGGGCCUCAGCCCAUAAGGAGACUUUGUCAUCUCCACUUUCAUUACCUUUCAGUGCUGUAAAGUACCAUUAUAGUAGCACUUACCUAGGGCCAGGAAUUAGUGGGUUUGUGGCUGGAGGCAACUCACGUUUUGUGGGAGACCUGAGACACCAUGUCUACCCCACUCUCCUGACCCCGUAUUACAAAGAUCUGCUCUCUUUGUCUCUGGAAGCGAUCCUUUGGACCUGUGAAGGCUACACCUUUUGCACUCUCUUUGCGGAGGUGGUUCCUUACUUCACCUGA
Molecule: messenger RNA, 1278 nt
Organism: Pteropus alecto (black flying fox)
Lineage: Eukaryota; Metazoa; Chordata; Mammalia; Chiroptera; Pteropodidae
Product: olfactory receptor 2AE1-like
Biological process (GO): G protein-coupled receptor signaling pathway
Cellular component (GO): membrane
Molecular function (GO): G protein-coupled receptor activity; olfactory receptor activity
Source: RefSeq, a predicted model, not a curated record